UAUAACAUAUAACACACGCCAUAAUUAAUAAUGAUACGAUAUAGUUUAUUUCAAAGAGUAAAAUAUCGUUUUCCAGUUUCUAUAUAUUCAAAAUCCUCGCAUUAUUUUUGCAUAAAAGAACGGGUUAAUAAAAGUGGCUGAUCGACAAGACAAAUAUUAUUUUUCCUCUUAAGCUUAACAUAAUUAUUUUUGGGGCUUAUCUAUUUAUUUAUAUUAACCAAUCUUUAUUGGUUUGUUGCAAUAAAUGUCUGCAAAGCUUUGCUUAAUUUGAUACGGUGGAAAGAACAAUGAAGUCGCAAUUUAUUGAACAGGUGCAACUAUUAAUGGAAACUCAACACAUAAAGUACACCGAAUCGUUCUUCGGGAAGCCCAACAACUACAUGUGGCUUUGCACCAAGAAGCCCCACAUGGUAUACUGGAUGUCCACAAAAGACGAAAUUAAAAUAAGAAAUUGUUUAAACAAAAUUACCCAGGAGCAAGAAAUAAAAAUUUUAAAACAAGUAUUGAACUAUCUUGAUCGGAAUCCGGAAUCGAGUCCGCAUAAAGUGCCGGAGAUAACUCAGCAUUUUCUAAAUGAGGCUAUUACUACAAAUUUUUUGAAAAAGUCGACAGAAGAAGAGAGUCAACCUUUUUCCCGGUUGGCCAGUUUUAGAAACAGCCUUAGAAAACUCGGAAGUUUUGCAACACGAAGACAUUUGGGAGUCCCCGAGGACCAUACCAACCAAAGACGUUCCGUAACAUUCGCAGAUAUGCCUACGGUCUAUCGAAUUUCUGUAGGAAAAAAUUAAUUGCAUCACAUUAGUUAAUGUAUUUAUAAUAUGCCAAACAAAAAGGCUUUAUUUGCUUAAUGACGUUAAAGGCGAUAAACAAACCGGUGAUUGAACUAUAAAUUUUUAUUUUGUCUGCUAAAUAAAUGCAGAACAGGAUUAGUUUCUAAUUAAUAUAAAGAUAACGGGAGAGCAAAGCAAAUGAUGCCAUAUGUUGGGAGUAUUAAAUAAAAGGUUUAGCGAGCGUGCUUGCGGCUUUUUUAAUAGGAAUUCGAUAUGGUGUUCAAUAUAAUAGAAUUAUUGCCUUUGUAAUAUAAUUAUUAAAAUUAAAAAAAAAUCCUUAUUAAUUGUAACCUCUAUCUUUUAAACUGGAAUAAGUGACUCUGCAACAAGGUUAAGGUUUUACCUUUAAUUUUGGAUUCCGAUAAGGAAGUCCGAUAGGUUUAACUAUCAUCUGCUUGAGAAACUAUGGUCUCUAUUUGUAUAAA
Molecule: messenger RNA, 1255 nt
Organism: Anthonomus grandis grandis
Lineage: Eukaryota; Metazoa; Arthropoda; Insecta; Coleoptera; Curculionidae
Exons: 4
Coding region: 288-788 (166 amino acids)
Source: RefSeq, a predicted model, not a curated record